UUUGUUUUACCACGUGUUUCGAUUUGCACGUGGUCUGUAUUUUUGAAGCGUUUACCAUUAAGUUAAUGCGUUUAUUCCUGAAUAUUAUUAUUAUUACCGUCGUAUAUUACCGUAUAUUAUUAGCGUAUAUUACCGUCGUCGAUUGGAGAUGAACCAUCAGUCAUUUACGAUUGGUGCAACCAAACCACAAACCAUACAAUUUGAAUUAGAGGCUAACACUUAUGCAUGUGGGGACAGAUGGGCAUUGUCUCAGCCAUAUGGCUUCUAUGUAAUAGGGUACAUCAACAUUUUGACCUGGCUGUUGAGAGUGAUACUUUGCAUGGUCCAAAUGUAUGAUUUCAAGUGAACCCACUUUUCAUCAUGAAGGACUCAAAACUGGAAGGUGUUCUUCAGGUUUCAGAAGAUGCUCCCAUGGUUGUUACAACUGACAAUGGGGAGCUGCUCCUGCUGGCCGGGGACGGAUCGGGCGCCGAGCUGGCCGGAGACGGUGCCGAGAUCGUGGUGGUCGAGACGGACGACGGCCAGCAGCAGAUCCAGCUGGUGACCGAGGACGGCGGACGCGUGCUGGCGCUGCCGCCCGAGCUGGCCAGCCGGCUCAAGGAGAGCCUCUCCGACCUGGUGACCGAGUCCAGCGGCCUGCAGCAGCUGACUGCCGGCGCAGAGGACCGGGGUGAGGAGGGGGAACCGGAGGAGGAGGAUGAACAGUCGCAGGAAGAGGUGGAAGAAGAGAUGGAGGAGGUGAUAGAGGAAGCUGCCGAGGUGCCGGAGGAGGGUGUGGAAGUGGAGGACGGAGCGAUCGAGCUGCCCGAGGGAGCAGUGGUGCUGUCUGACGGAGCUGUCGAGCUACCGGAGGGGGCCGUGGUGUUGCCGGAGGGAGCUGUGGUGUUGGAGGCUGGGGGCGUGGAAGUGGCUGAAGAAGGCGCUGAGCUGCCGGAGGGGGCUGUCGUGCUGUCCGAUGGAACCGUGGAGCUCCCCGAAGGAGCUGUGGUUCUUGAGACGGCUGAUGAGCUGCCAGAGGGCUCUGUGGAACUCCAAAGCGGAGAGGAAGGAGCCGAUGGGCCGAAUGAGCAGGAAGAGAUCACAUUGCCUGAUAAGGUAGAGGAGGCUAGCUCUGGCGAUGAAGGUGAAGCAAAAGAGACGGCAGUUGAUGAAAACGGGUCAGCGUCUGCUGGAGAGGACACGGCAAAUGAUGAGCAAAGGGAAGAUGAUGGCAGUGGCAGAGAUGUUGACUUUAUGAAGGUGGAGGAACAGUCGGUGACCUCGGGCGAUGAACACGUUGAGGAAGAGCAUGUCAAAGAGGAUGUUGGAGAGUUCCUCGGGGAUCUUGGUUUCGCCGGGAGACCGAAGAUGGAAGAAUCGUCCAUACACAGUGCGGAGGAGACAAAUGAUGCUGAUCCUGAAUGGACGGAGUCUACUGUCACCAGUGCAUCAGGUGCGCAGGUGACGAUCCGUUUGCCGACGGUGGCGGUGCUGGAUGCGGCGUCCACUGCGUCCAGCUGUGACGGUGACGCGGCACCCGAGCAGCCCGGUCCCUCGAUCCGCCUCAUCCGUUUGUCGGAGAAUGGGCUCACUGAGGUGCCGGCGCAGACCCCCACCGCGGCGGAGAGGAGAGAGAGGUCGCGCGCCGAGGAGGAGGCCUGGGCGGUGCGCACACGGCGCCGCGCCUCGCGCGGCAUUGCACGCGCCGUGGCCGCCGUCCGACGCGCCGAGGACAGUGACAGCUUCGAGAGCGAGGAGGAGGAAGAACCUCCGCCGCCGCCGCCCGUGGAUAAAACGAAACGCGGCAGGGGCCGGCCGCGCAAGGCCGGCGGGUUCUCGUGUCAGCUGUGCCCGCGGCGGCUGCAGACUCAGCCGGAAUUCUUCCAACACCUGCGCGAUCACUAUGAGAAGCCGGACGGCGAGGGGGCGGAGGGUGUAUCUGCUGAAGGUGAAGGUGCUACUGAGGAGAGCUCAGAGCAGCUGGAACCGAUCGCAGAGGAAUCCGAGCACGAUGGUGCCGGCGAGCGGCCCGCGGUCAUAAACGUGGACAUCAUCGCGGCUGAGAGCGGCGCGUUUGAGUGUGACGAUUGCGACAUGAUAUUCUAUUCCGAGGACGAGCUGGAGAAACACAAAAAGACGCAUAUCGAGGUUAUGCCCACGCAACUGGAGGCGGACGAAUCUGAGCUGAUGGAACAGGGCGGCGAGGAGGGUGCCGUCUCGGCGGGCGAGGAGCACGCGGAACCCGUACCCGAGUCGACUCAGUCGGACGGCGAUGGAAAAUCGCCAGUUGUCGAGUUCGACCCGGCCGCCGCCGAGCAGUACGAAAUGAAGAACCUGAAGAAGUGUAACAGCUGCCCUAAGGUAUUCACCACGCUGGCAUCACUGCGAAACCACCGGCUGCGCAUGCACAACGAUGGCGAGCCCGUGUCGGUCACCAACGCUGCCAAACACGAGUACGAGUGUGCGGAAUGUCACGUGACCUACACGUCGUACAAAAUUCACCUGCGUCACAUGCGGCUUCACGAGGACAAGGCGGCGGGCCGGCUGUCGCACCGGUGCUCGACGUGUGGCGCCUCGUUCCUCACGGGUACGCUGUUGUCGCACCACGUGCAGAGGGAGCACCCGGAGCGGUGCCGGCGGCCAGCGGCCAGCAGACCGGCCGGCGUGCAGCCGCGGCCCAACGGCCGGCCGCCCGGCUCGGCCAACAAGGCGCGCCAGGCCGUCUAUGACCAGAUUCAGGAGACCGAGCACGGCACGUUCCGCUGCAUGAUCUGCUCAAUCGAGAGGAAGAGCAAGAACCAGAUGUUUUAUCACAUCAGCAUGAAACACAAAGCGUUGGAUGGCCACAAGUGUGAGACGUGUGGCAAGGCGUUCUUCACUGAUACGGCACGCAGGGUGCACGAGCGGACUCACACCGGCGAGCGGCCGUACGGCUGCGAUUUCUGCGCGCGCCGGUUCCGCCAGCAGGCAGAUCUCAACGCGCAUGUCAUGUCGAUACACACGCAGGAAAGGCCGUACCGAUGCCGCUUCUGUAGCAAGUCGUUCUCCCGCAAGUACUCGCUGACGGUCCAUAUGCGCUGUCACACCAACGAGCGCAACUACAAGUGUCACAUCUGCAACAAGGGCUUCCGGGCGUCCACCUAUCUGACGGGUCACAUGAAAAUACACUCUGGUGAAAGGUCGCAUGCCUGCCCGAUCUGCUACAAAACGUUCCGGAUGCGUUCGGACAUGAAGCGGCACAUCUUCACGCACUCUCGGGAGCGGCCGCAGCCGCGCUCUCUUCGCUCGCUGAAUGUGGAGAUGGCUGGCAAUGAGGAGGGCGGGGUGGUGCUGCUCGAUCCCUCCCAGCUCUGCCUCCAGCUGGUGUCUCAGGCGGAUGGUGACGCGAUGGUGAUCACUGAGGGUAACCAGACGAUGGUGCUGGACGGCUCGCAGACGGUUAUUGACGAACGGACCGGGCAGCUCAUGGUCCCCGAGUCGGCCAUCUCGGAGCUGGACGAGACGGCGAUGGCCUCCAUGUACCUGCUGGCCGACAGCCAGUCUGAAGCCAUGGAGCUCACAUAGCGCCUCCGGUAGCCCCGGCCCGGGUCCCGGCAUCAGCUGCUAGUCCUUCACCGUCAUCAAUUGAGGCGACACGGCGCGGUGAGCCCUCCGCCGCCACUGCCGUCGCUACUGCCGCUGCUGCUGCUGCUGUUGUUGCUGUUGCUGCAUGUUGAGCUGUUAUUUAUGAGGGACAUAUUUUUACGAAUACAUGAUUAUGGAAUGCCAAA
Messenger RNA from Amphibalanus amphitrite, 3749 nucleotides. RefSeq names its product zinc finger protein 184-like. The record is from RefSeq and is a predicted model, not a curated record. Bases 361 to 3543 code for a protein of 1060 amino acids. NCBI's taxonomy places the organism in Eukaryota, Metazoa, Arthropoda, Thecostraca, Balanomorpha, Balanidae. Gene Ontology annotation, cellular component: nucleus. The transcript is spliced from 9 exons.